Microtus oregoni (creeping vole) is the source of this 1877-nucleotide messenger RNA. Its product is annotated as gamma-aminobutyric acid receptor subunit rho-2. Gene Ontology annotation, molecular function: extracellular ligand-gated monoatomic ion channel activity; GABA-A receptor activity; neurotransmitter receptor activity. The record is from RefSeq and is a predicted model, not a curated record. Lineage: Eukaryota; Metazoa; Chordata; Mammalia; Rodentia; Cricetidae. The transcript is spliced from 9 exons. Gene Ontology annotation, biological process: monoatomic ion transmembrane transport; signal transduction; nervous system process. The coding region runs from base 1 to 1473 and encodes 490 amino acids. Gene Ontology annotation, cellular component: neuron projection; GABA-A receptor complex; membrane.
AUGGUCAAGCCAGGGGGCACCUGCCCUGUUGAAGGUCCCUGCACAACUGCCUGUUGCAUUGUAGAUAUUUGCAGAAUGCCUUAUUUUAUGAGACUUGUUUUCUUCUUGUUUUGCCUGAUGGCUCUUGUGGAGAGCAGAAAGCCCAGGAGGAAGAGAUGGACAGGGCAGCUGGAAAUGCCCAAGCAAAGUCACUUGUAUAAAAAGAACCCUGACGUGACCAAAAUCCGGCCAGGAAAACCUCAGCCUCUGCUCAGAGUCGAUGAGCAUGACUUCACCAUGAGGCCGGCCUUUGGAGGCCCGGCCAUCCCUGUGGGUGUGGACGUGCAGGUGGAGAGUCUGGACAGCAUCUCCGAGGUGGACAUGGACUUCACAAUGACACUGUACCUGAGGCAUUACUGGAAGGACGAGAGGCUGGCCUUCUCCAGCACCAGCAACAAGAGCAUGACCUUUGAUGGCAGGCUUGUGAAGAAGAUCUGGGUUCCCGACGUCUUCUUUGUUCACUCCAAAAGGUCCUUCAUUCAUGAUACCACCACUGACAACAUCAUGCUGAGAGUGUUCCCCGACGGCCACGUGCUCUACAGCAUGAGAAUUACGGUCACCGCCAUGUGCAACAUGGACUUCAGUCACUUCCCCCUGGACUCCCAGACCUGCUCUUUGGAGCUAGAGAGCUAUGCGUACACAGAUGAAGAUCUGAUGCUGUACUGGAAGAAUGGGGACGAGUCCCUGAAAACGGAUGACAAGAUCUCCUUGUCCCAGUUUCUGAUUCAGAAAUUUCACACAACUUCCAGACUGGCCUUCUACAGCAGUACUGGCUGGUAUAACCGACUCUAUAUCAACUUUACUUUACACCGCCACAUCUUCUUCUUCUUGCUCCAAACCUAUUUCCCCGCCACCUUGAUGGUCAUGCUAUCCUGGGUGUCCUUCUGGAUCGACCACAGAGCUGUGCCUGCCAGAGUCUCACUGGGCAUCAUGACAGUGCUGACCAUGUCCACCAUCAUCACGGGCGUGAAUGCCUCCAUGCCCCGAGUGUCCUACAUCCGGGCCGUGGACAUCUACCUCUGGGUCAGCUUCGUGUUUGUGUUCCUCUCAGUGCUGGAGUACGCGGCUGUCAAUUACCUGACCACAGUGCAGGAACAGAAGGAACAGAAGUUUCGAGAGAAGAUUCCAUGCGCGUGUGGAAUGCCUCACUCAAGAACCAUGACGCUGGAUGGAAGUUACAGUGAGUCUGAGGCCAACAGCCUGGCUGGCUACCCAAGAAGCCACAUUCUGCCAGAAGAAGAAAGACAAGACAAAAUCGUGGUCCAUUUGGCCCUUAACAGUGAACUGGCAACCUCCAGAAAGAAAGGCCUUCUCAAAGGUCAAGUGGGGCUCUACAUCUUCCAGAACACCCACGCCAUUGACAAAUACUCCAGGUUGAUAUUUCCAGCCUUCUAUAUAUUUUUCAACCUAAUUUAUUGGUCAGUGUUUGCCUAGGGAUUCCAAGGCUGUGUCUAGGACAGGGCGUGGCCAACUCUCGGUGGACACAUGGACCUAAUGACCACACUUCCUGCACCAGGCCAAGCAGCUGCUCCUGGCUUGGAGGAGCCCAGGGACCUCCAGCUGCCCUCACCCCCGUAUCGGUGGAUCUUUUCCUCGUUCAUGCUGUGUUCCACAUCACACACUCCCCCCUCUCAACAGCGCUGUCCUUUGUUCUAUGUGAACUUGUUCCCAAGAACUUCCCCCACGCCUACUUAAUAAAAGACUCAAAGGCCUCCCGAAUGUUCUGAGAUGCUCAGUAAGUGAAGAAAGAAAAUGAAGGACAAACUAUAGGGGGCAUUCUGGGUAAGAAACUGGGUGCAAAAGUCUGUGAACUCAUUCAGUUGGAUUAAGUGCCUACA